Messenger RNA from Opisthorchis viverrini, 2387 nucleotides. RefSeq lists its product as hypothetical. NCBI's taxonomy places the organism in Eukaryota, Metazoa, Platyhelminthes, Trematoda, Opisthorchiida, Opisthorchiidae. The record is from RefSeq and is a predicted model, not a curated record. Gene Ontology annotation, biological process: transmembrane transport; amino acid transport. Gene Ontology annotation, molecular function: amino acid transmembrane transporter activity. The coding region runs from base 140 to 2140 and encodes 666 amino acids. Gene Ontology annotation, cellular component: membrane. The transcript has 8 exons.
AAUACCAGCGAUAACAUAAAUGGCAUAGAGCGCUGUCGUGACAGCUGUUGAUCUGAUCACACGACAAGGGGUACGUUGGACUCAUCUUUCGGGCGCAGUGAGCGCACUGCGCUAAUCGCAACACCCGCGUCGUGGAAUAAUGUCAGAAUCAUCGGGAAGGUCAAAACAGUCAUGUUUGGCGUGUUGUGAGAACUACUUGGAUACUGUCCGUGUUGGGGUGGUUCGGAAAAAAGCACUGAGUGCGGAUGUUGAGGGUUUGCUCAAAACCAGCUUACGACGAUGUCUCAAAGCGACCGAUCUUGUCGCCUAUGGGCUGGCCUCCAUGUUGGGCGGAAGUAUCUAUGUACUAACUGGUGCCGUAAUGCAGAAAAAAACUGGUCCAUCGGUGUUCCUGGCCUAUUUGGUGGCUGGAACCGUUGCCCUGUUGAAUUCUUUAGUCUACUCGGAACUGGCCUGUCGGAUACCCAAGGCUGGAUCCUCUUACUCAUAUGCAUACAUUAUGCUCGGUGAAUUCAUUGCCUUUCUAACCGGAUGGUCUAUCUUGUUGGAAUAUAUCUUGGGUACCGCUACCGUGGCUCGCGGUUGGAGCAGUAUGUUGGACGGUCUUACUGGUGGCAAAAUCAGUGACUGGAUCAUACGGAAUGUGGGACGAAUGGGCAAUCCUGGAGACGUCCUAGCGGAGUACCCGGACUUUAUUGGUGCUGGCCUGAUCAUCAUCUUUAGCGCAAUCGCAUGUUGCGGGGUUCGUGGCGGCGCGCGUCUGACAGCUUUCUUUGUUGUCGUUUAUAUUGGAGUGCUUUCAGUUACUUCCAUCUACAUGUUCGUCUACGCGAAUGGCAGCUUCAUAUCUCCUGCCGUACCGUCCACAGUUCAAGAAACAGAUCCAAACUCACCCAACGUGAAUUUUCUACCAUUCGGUGUCGGUGGAUUGGUGGGUGGAGUGGCAAUCUGUUUCAACGCUUUUAUUGGAUUUGACGCAAUAUCCGCAUGUGCCGAAGAAACAAAAAAACCUUGCCGCGACCUUCCAAGAGCCAAUGUGCUUGCGGUGACGACUGUGACUCUCCUGACCUCCGUGGCGUCCCUGGCUUUGGUUCUCUACUACCCGUGGUUUCUGGUUAGUCCGGAAACUCCGUUUCUAAGUGGACUUCGCGACAAUCUGGAUGGUGGGCCUGUCGAAGCCCGAACCGGCAUGUUCUAUUUUGUCGGUAUCGGGUGUCUGAUUGGUCUGACCUCUAGUUUAUUAUCGAGUUUGGUAGCGGGUCCUCGGGGUGCGUACGCCAUGGCUGAAGACGGACUCCUACCCACCUUCUUUGCAAAAGUGUGCCAUCCAUUCAAGACCCCGAUCAUUGCCACAAUUUUUGUUGCCACGUUGACGAUCAUUCUAGACAUACUGUUCAGUAUCGUCAGUCUUGCGGACUUUCUUAGUCUUGGCACGCUUAUCGCCUACUCCAUGGCCUCAGUCGGGCUGCUCGUGUUGCGUUACGCUACACCACCGGAGGAGCGUGAUGUUACGAAAAUCGUUUCGGAACUUCCUGAUUGCAAAGAGGUUAAACAAAAUAACAGUUCGGCACAGCUGGUAAACACGGUCGACCCACUGAUUAUGCGAACAGGACAACCUGGCUAUUUGAAAUGCUCGUGGGCCAAAUGCCUUCCUGUCAGUGUGGUACGCAUACUGAAUCAGGGUCACCGUGGCAUGGUUGUGAAGAUCCUCAUCCCCAUCUACAUUGCCUUCAAUGCAACUGCCGUUGGUUUGAUAAAGACUGGUGCACCCGAAAGCGUUUGGCCCAUUUGGCGUCUAGUGCUUGUACCAAUCAUGCUAUUGUUGAUGGCACUGUGCAUCGUUUUCAUGGCGGCUUUUGUUCAACAUCCGGCCCCUCGCCAGGAGCUGUUUCGUUUACCACUUGUACCCUUCUUCCCCUGCGCGACACUCACAGUCAACAUGUUUCUUAUCGCUGAGCUGUCAGCCAUAACUUGGAUUCGGUUUGCUGUUUGGAUAGCAGUUGGCCUACUCAUCUACUUCUUCUAUGGAGUCUACUACAGUCGUGAGGCUGUGGCAAAUCGCAAGCGAUUGGCUGAUGAAGAACUAGCCCACCAAGAAGGUGUUAACAAGAUCCCUGCUGCCAUGAAUGCCAAGAGUUGAUAGGUUUAUGUGCAAACAUUUACCCAGAUUUCCCUCAAAAACAAAAUGACGUCUUUCUUCACACAUUUUAACCACACAAAUCUGACCCAUAUCGAAGGAGCCUUUCCAUUCGUAAACUAAUUUUUUUUUACUUCAUUUGUCCAUGUUGUAUUGUUCCAGCACACCGGACGAUGGCACGAAAACAGUAACGUCUUACAUCACUGUCCAAUUCGAAUAGUUGAAGACAGAGAUGAGCUUUUCAUGUGUG